GCAUGUUGCACGGGUGUUCUGCACGGCCGUAGUUAUCUUCCGUACACAGACGGGCGGAGCAAUGUGGGCAGUCUUGUUGUAACGCAGUUCGGCAUCUGCAAGGCAUAUGACGGAUUCUGCUUCAUAAACAACACACCUCUACAGGUCCAACAUGCCUCUUGGCGACAUGAGGACACCCCUGCUGUCCAACUCAUUUGACACCCCAGAGGAAUCCCUGCCCUGUGACACGGGAAACCCCACAGUGGGCAUCCUAGGCUCAGGUGAUUACUCCCGCUCCCUGGCUGUGCGAUUAGUUGCCUGUGGUUAUAGGGUAGUGGUCGGCAGCCGUGACCCAAAGCAUAUAGCCACCGGACAGUUUCCUGAUGGGGUUCAGCUUCUCACACAGCGGGAGGCGAUGGUUGGCACAGAGAAAGUUGUCUUUGCUGCUCUCUACCCUGAACACUACCACACCCUGGUGGGGUUGAGGGAUGUGCUGGCUGGGAAGGUGCUGGUGGAUGUGAGCAACGCCACCAAGCUUAACAGUGGAGAGCCGUCUAACGCUGAGAGGCUGGCAGAGCUGUUCCCAGAGAGCAGAGUGGUGAAGGGCUUCAAUGUGGUCUCAGCCUGGGCCCUACAGACCGGAGCUCAUGACGGCAGCAGGCAGGUCCUGAUCAGCAGUGACUGCCCUGAGGCCAAGAGAACUGUGAUCCAGCUGGCUCGCUGUAUGAGUUUCCUGGCAGUGGACAUGGGAGGCCUUGCUAGCUCUAGGUACGUUGAGGACGCCCCCCUGCGCCUCUUCCCAUCCUGGGGCGGCCCCCUAAUGGUCACCUUCCUUCUCAUCCUUUUCUUCUACGGCUACAACUUCCUGCGUGGUGUUCUCAUGCCCUAUCUGUCCCGGGGGCAAAACAACUUCUACCAGCUACCCCUGGAGACGGUGAACGAGACGCUACCAGCAGUGGCCCUGGUGAUCCUGGCGCUGGUCUACUUCCCGGGACUGUGGGCUGCCGCACUGCAGCUGGUCCGGGGAACAAAGUACAGCCACUUCCCCGGCUGGCUGGACCACUGGAUGGGGAGACGCAAACAGCUAGGCCUGCUGAGCUUCCUAUGUGCCGGGCUGCAUGCAGUCUACAGUAUGUGUCUGACCCUGCGCAAGGCUUCCCAAUACAGGCUGCUGGAUGCAGCGUACAGACAUGUGAAGGCAGGAGUGGAGCAUUCCUGGGAGGAGCCUCAGGUGUGGAGAUCGGACUUUUAUCUGUCCUCUGGCAUUCUGGGACUUGGUGUUCUGACUCUUCUGGCCAUCACAUCUCUACCCUCGGUGGGUAACGCUCUCAGUUGGAGAGAGUUCACUUUUGUACAGUCAGGGUUGGGGUAUGCUGCCUUGACUCUCUCCAUCAUGCACACCCUCUUCUUCAGCUGGGACUUUGCUUUCUUCUCAUUUGCUUACCCUUACUACAUGCCCCCCACAUACCUGCUGGCACUGAUCCUGCCCUGUCUGGUCCUGGUGGGUCGGCUCUUCCUGGCACUGCCCUGCCUAGCGUUCAGAUUGGCAAAGAUACGUCGAGGCUGGGAGAGUCCAUGCCACCACCCUCCUCAGACCCAAGAGGACACAGCCAAUGGCGUGCUGCCCAGGGACUUAAGUGGUGAUGUGUGACGGUCCAAUCAAGUAGAGACUCAGUGCAAAUCCAUUUUCUAGCUCUGAUGAAAGGGAUGAUUUGUAGUACAUAUUUUGUCUGACACACACUAUGGCACUUUUUAAUGCAACUUCAUUUUUAAAUCCAAAUAAGAAACAAACACAAGAAAAGUGUUACUAUUUUUCUAGAAACUGAAAUACUGAAAGGUUACCUCACAAGUCCAAUAUACAACUACCUUCUGUUAUGAUAAAUGCUUUGUUUAACUGGGUUAAGAAACAUGAACAGAAAUAUGUAUCACUUUCACUGAGUAUCAUAGCAAGAUAUUUCAUAUUUGACUAGACCUCUAAGCUUCUCUUGGGUAAAGUGAAGAAGGAUGUGACUACUUUCUGGUCAAUUUGAGCAUGUUCAAAUCUCCAAACCCACUAUUCGACAAGAUUUACCAACCAGAAGUGCCUGAAUUGAGCCUCAACUGAGAAGCUGCACUUGACCCUGAAAUAGGAAAAAUUAUAGACAGAAGUCUGUAUAAGGAUUAGUGUUAGAGACUUAGUUAAUACGGUCCGUCUUUGUUGUUCAGCUGUGUGUUACUGCGCUGUCGCUUCCAGACAGACAGUCUGUGUGCAGUGUUGUGGAAUAUCUUGAGUCAAAUAUUUGCACAGAUACCGGAACUUGUGAAUUCAAUUUAGACUUUAUUACAAAUGCAACAGAGCCGAGCCUUUCCAUGGAAAAUACUAAAUUCUCUAAUCACAGAGUUCUGACUUUAUAGUUUUUCCCGUCUUUACAUUGCACAUAUAGUCACUCCUUGUAUGUACAUGAACAACUCCUAUUGGCCUUAUAGUUCUCCCAUCUUUGCAUUACGUAUAGAAUCCCCUCCCUCUAUAUGAAAAUAACUCCUCUUGACAUUUCUCCACCAUUAUCUUUCCAUCUCAGUUCUUGCUUGUUAAUGCCCACAUCUGACAGCUGAAUAGGUUAUAAUGGUAGCAGGCCCUGUUCAUUUUUGUUCCAUUCCUUAUAUAGCCACUCUGUCUUAGCACUUCAAAGCUGACAAAGUGUUUAGACAAACACUGCCUGCUAAUAUUAGUCUUGAGUUUUGCAUUAGUUUCGCUACCACAGCAGCUCCAGUCCUAACAACAUUAUGUAAGGAGACUGAACACAUCGGUCACAAAACACACAACUACUGUCAACCUGGGAAAUGAGCAAUUAACUGAAGGAAAGUGUCUUCAGCGCACAGAUAAGGUGCGAUAUACACUCACCAGCCAGUUUAUUAGGUACACCACCCAGUUUAUGAAAAUGGAGACGGCAUUGAGCCAGUCAGUUACAGUUCGAUUGAAUGUUAAAAUGGGCAAAACGAGUAAUCUAAGCAACUGAGUGGUAUGAUCGUCUGGGCCAGGUGCGCCGGAUCCAAUAUCUCAAAAACAGCCUCACUCCUGUGAUUUUCACAUACGACAAUGUAUAGGGUUUACCGAGAAUGAUGCGACAAACCAAACAUACCCAGUCAGCGGCAUUCCUGUGGGUGAAAACAGCUCGUUGAUGAGAGGUCGAAGGAAAAUGUCAAGAAUCGUGCACAGGCGGACCAAAAACAGACAAAUAACUGCGCAGUACAAGUGGUGUGCAGAAAGGUAUCGUGGAACGCACAAUUCAUCGAUCCUUGUCUAUACUGGGUUCCACUCCGAUCAGCUAAAAAUAAGAUGCUCCAUUGGGCACGCAAUCACCCACACUGGACAAUUGAGUGGAAAAACAUCACCUGGUCUGACAAUCCCGGUUCCUGUGGAGUCAGAACUUGGCAUGAAGCAGCAGGAGUCUAUGGACCCAUCUUGCCUGGUACAGUGUAUAGCUGUGAUAAAGGGCCUUUUUGUGAUUCAUUUGUGUGUAAUGCAGUACCGUAUUUACUUGUAAAAACUAGAAUGGGCAAAGCCAGUGGUUUCUCCUUGGGUAAGAAUACAUUUCCUUUUUCUAUUGAAUAUUAAAGCUUAUAUGCCAUA
Messenger RNA from Oncorhynchus keta (chum salmon), 3589 nucleotides. RefSeq names its product STEAP family member 3, metalloreductase (gene steap3). Lineage: Eukaryota; Metazoa; Chordata; Actinopteri; Salmoniformes; Salmonidae. The coding region runs from base 152 to 1630 and encodes 492 amino acids. The transcript is spliced from 5 exons. Gene Ontology annotation, cellular component: endosome; plasma membrane. Gene Ontology annotation, molecular function: ferric-chelate reductase (NADPH) activity; cupric reductase (NADH) activity. The record is from RefSeq and is a predicted model, not a curated record. Gene Ontology annotation, biological process: copper ion import.